Messenger RNA from Sinocyclocheilus rhinocerous, 3434 nucleotides. RefSeq names its product cohesin subunit SA-2-like. Gene Ontology annotation, cellular component: cohesin complex; nucleus; chromatin. Gene Ontology annotation, biological process: sister chromatid cohesion. The record is from RefSeq and is a predicted model, not a curated record. The transcript is spliced from 27 exons. Gene Ontology annotation, molecular function: chromatin binding. Lineage: Eukaryota; Metazoa; Chordata; Actinopteri; Cypriniformes; Cyprinidae. Bases 345 to 3434 code for a protein of 1029 amino acids.
CAGUCUCGAGCUCACCUCUGCAGUCCCCCCACUGUCCACCAGGUGGCAGCUCUACACCGGCAGUUUCUCUCUGAGUGAUCGGAACAACAAACCGAACGGAGCAAGCGGGUAAGAGCGUGUCCAAAACCGCCUCUGACCGCCACUUUCAAACUACAUCCGUGAAAUAGCCGCGAAUGCGCACUUUAAAGCCACUGGAGUCCAUCUAGCGCUUCAAGAAGUCCUUAUAAACAAUCCGGAACCGACCCUGACGAUCGGGUUUAUGAGACAAAAGUACACGCUAUUGCCCUGCGUGUAUGAAGACAAAGCCCUUGAUAAGUUGAAGUGGACCAGAAGAUGUUAAAGAAAUGAUAGCUGCACCGGAAUUACAAACAGAGUUUCAUUACGCUCAGGACACUGACACCCGAUUCUCAUCAGACACUGAUUUCGAUGAUCCUGAUGGGAGGAAUGUCUUUGUCGGGAAAGGGAAGGCGAAGAAAGGAAAGAAGGGCCCUGGAGAGAAGGGGAAAGGAGCGGGGAAAGGGCCUGGACGCAUGAACGGUCACCACCAGGAAAACGGCAUGGAAAAUGUCAUGCUUUUUGAAGUGGUCAGGCUGGGAAAGAGUGCCAUGCAGUCGGUCGUUGAUGACUGGAUUGAGUCCUAUAAACAUGACAGAGACGUCGCACUUCUUGACUUGAUCAAUUUCUUCAUCCAGUGCUCUGGCUGCAAAGGUGGUGUCACUGGUGAGAUGUUCCACAACAUGCAAAACUCUGAGAUCAUCAGGAAGAUGACAGAAGAGUUUGAUGAGGACAGCGGUGAUUACCCACUCACCAUGGCCGGGCCACAGUGGAAGAAGUUCAAGUCUAGUUUCUGCGAGUUUAUUGGCGUUUUGGUGCGGCAGUGUCAGUACAGCAUCAUCUAUGACGAGUACAUGAUGGACACGGUCAUCUCACUGCUCACCGGACUCUCUGAUUCUCAAGUCCGAGCCUUCAGACACACCAGCACACUGGCAGCUAUGAAACUGAUGACGGCCCUAGUGAAUGUAGCUCUGAACCUCAGCAUUAACAUGGACAACACUCAGCGGCAGUACGAAGCAGAGAGGAACAAGAUAAUUGGCAAGAGGGCCAACGACAGACUAGAGCUCCUGCUUCAGAAACGCAAGGAGUUGCAAGAAAAUCAAGAUGAGAUUGAAAACAUGAUGAAUGCCAUUUUCAAGGGUGUCUUUGUUCACCGAUAUCGUGAUGCAAUAGCAGAGAUCCGGGCGAUCUGCAUCGAGGAGAUUGGCGUGUGGAUGAAAAUGUACAGUGAUGCAUUUCUUAACGACAGCUAUCUUAAGUACGUGGGCUGGACCAUGCACGACAAGCAAGGUGAGGUGCGUCUGAAGUGUCUCACGGCUCUGCAGGGGCUGUACUAUAACCGCGAGCUCAAUGCCAGGCUGGAGCUCUUCACAAGCCGCUUCAAGGACCGCAUUGUGUCCAUGACGCUGGACAAGGAGUACGACGUUGCAGUGCAAGCAAUAAAACUGCUCACACUGGUGUUACAUAGCAGUGAUGAGGUUCUGACUGCAGAAGACUGUGAGAGUGUGUACCAUCUAGUGUAUUCAGCCCACCGACCCGUCGCAGUGGCAGCAGGAGAGUUCCUCUUUAAGAAACUGUUCAGUCAUCGAGACCCUGAAGAUGACAGCAUGCCCAAGAGACGAGGCAGACAAAGUGUGAAUGCCAACCUCAUCAAAACCACUGUCUUUUUCUUCCUGGAGAGUGAGCUUCACGAGCAUGCAGCUUACCUAGUGGACAGCAUGUGGGACUGUGCAGCAGAGAUCCUGAAGGACUGGGAGUGCAUGAUCAGCCUACUACUGGAUGAGCCAUUGCCUGGAGAGGAAGCUCUGACGGACAGACAGGAGACGGCUCUGAUAGAGAUCAUGCUGUGUACCAUCCGUCAGGCUGCAGAGUGCCAUCCUCCUGUGGGCAGAGGCACAGGCAAGAGGGUUCUGACAGCGAAGGAGAAGAAGACGCAGCUUGAUGACCGGAUGAGAAUGACGGAGCUCUUCGCUAUAGCAUUGCCAGCUUUACUUGCAAAGUACUCUGUGGAUGCAGAGAAAGUGACAAAUCUGCUGCAGCUGCCCCAGUUUUUUGAUCUGGAGAUCUAUACCACAGGGCGUUUGGAAAAGCACCUGGAUUCAUUGUUAAGACAAAUCAGAGAGAUUGUGGAGAAGCACACGGACACAGAUGUGCUCGAGGCUUGCUCUAAAACCUACCAUGCCCUGUGCAACGAGGAGUUCACUAUCUUUAACCGAGUGGAUAUCGCCCGUAGCCAGCUCUUGGAUGAGCAAGUGGAUAAAUUUAACAGGCUACUGGAGGACUUCCUGCAGGAGGGUGAAGACCCAGAUGAAGAUGAUGCUUAUCAAGUUCUUUCCACACUGAAGAGGAUCACAGCUUUCCACAACGUCAACACCGCCGUCAAAGAGCAGGCCUUCACCAUCCUCUGUGACCUGCUGCUGAUCUUCAGCCAUCAGAUCAUCUCAGGGGGGAGGGAAGCUCUCGAGCCCCUAGUAUACACACCUGAGGCGUCCCUGCAGUCCGAGCUUCUCAAUUUCAUCCUGGACCACGUCUUCAUUGACCAGGAUGAAGACAGCAACAGCACAGAUGGGCAGCAGGAUGAUGAAGCUGGAAAAAUCGAAGCUUUGCACAAGAGGCGAAACCUGCUGGCCGCAUACACGGACUGUCUGUUGGAUCUAAUGUUGGUCCUUUCUCUCUUUUCCCAAAGGCACAUGUAUUUGGAGCGCUUCAUGACAUUUCAGAUGGCCCUGCAGAGAGAAGACUGCUGGCUGCCGCUCAUCUCUUACAGGAACUCACUGCAGGCAGGGGGUGAUGAUGACACAAUGUCUGUGGUCAGUGGCAUCAGUAGCCGAGGCUCCUCCGUCAGAAGUAAAAAAGCUAAGCCUGCCACUGGCAAGAGGAAAUUACCAGAAGAGGAGAGCAGCAGCAGCAGUGAAGUAUGGAUGAGCCGUGAGCAGAGCAUGCAGACGCCCGUCAUGAUGCCUUCACCCCACCUCACCUCCACCGUCAUGAGAGAGCCCAAACACCUGCGUCCUGAGGAGAGCUACAUGGGGGUGUACACCAUGACCCCCGAUCAGCAACAGCAGCACGCACACCCUCAGACUCCUCAGCCACAACACCACCAAACAGCCAUAGACUACAACACACAAGUCACUUGGAUGUUAGCACAGAGACAGCAGCAAGAGGAAGUGGCCAGACAGCAGCAGGAGAGAGCUAUGAACUACGCCAAAUUAAGGAGUAACCUUCAGCAUGCUAUUCGUCGGGGAACAGGCCUUAUGGAGGAUGAUGAGGAGCCCAUUGUGGAAGAUGUGAUGAUGUCAUCAGAAGGCCGAAUUGAGGAUCUCAAUGAAGGCAUGGACUUUGACACCAUGGAUAUUGAUCUGGUAAUAAGCUUAUGCUAA